Messenger RNA from Moneuplotes crassus, 1586 nucleotides. NCBI's taxonomy places the organism in Eukaryota, Ciliophora, Spirotrichea, Euplotida, Euplotidae. The record is from the annotation of a GenBank genome assembly.
CUCUUUUGAUACUCUAUCGCUGAACAAAAGUAGGAUCCUUUAGGAACAUUUUUGAUAGAAAAUGGAGACCUGAGCACUCCUCUACACUUGCAGAAAUAUAAUAUUAAUUUAGGCAAUAAUAAGUCUGCAUUUUUCAAAAAGAAACUCAAAAAUUAUAAUCCAAAAAAGAAAAAUUUACGAAGGAAAGUGAAUUAUUCUCAAAGAUGGCCUUCUCAAGGCCAGAAAGUUAAUCUCAAGGAUAAUCUAGGAUUGAGAAAUCUUAUCAAAUAUAAGAAUUCUAAUAAUGGACUUCCUUCUCUAACCAAUUCUGCUACAUACGAUAGCAGAAUGAACUCUCAAAGGAGUGGUGAGGUUAAUUUGAAGAAAAUGUAUUUUAUGAAACAUCAAAGAAACACAAACAGAAGCCAACAUCAUAUCUCUAUAAAUGUUGAAGACAAGAAAUCUUUGGGCAAAUUAUCAAAGUCAAAGGAGAAUAUUAGGGCUCUAAAUCCUUAUGAUGAUGACCUUACUCUGGUCUCAGAUACUUUUAGACAAAGAUCUAUUGACAAGUCAUGAAAUAUUCCUGCCUCCUCUCUUUCAUCGUUCACUCUAAAGUAUAAUUCCUCUGUCAGGAACCAACUCGAGAAAUGGAUGAGUAAGAGACACAAGGUGAAGAAGUAUCAUGAUAUCGAUGCUGAUGAAAUCUUCCAGAAAGUCAAACACCAGAUCGCUAUUGCUCAAAGCUAUUCUAAAUAACCAAGAGCAUUUAAAAAUUGACAGUUUAGUCAAAAGAAGGGUUGACUUAAUGCCUGAAAUCCCAGUCUAUUGUAAGAUACCUUGAAAAGAUGAAUACUCACCUUGAAAGAUCACACUUACCAUGAAUGAAGAUAAAGAACCUGAUAUUUACUCCUUUUCUUCUCUGAGAGUUCCCAUGCCUUCUGCAAAUAAGUGAUCUAAAUCUUGGAAGAAUUCACAUGUUCUAAAAGUAUACUACAACUACGAAGAAGUGAACCCUCAUGAUACAAAGAAGAGGGACAAGUAUAGGUCAAGCACAAGUCUUGCAGAGCAGUUUACUAACCACUUCAUCUACAUUGGGUUCCUGUCCUAUUCUGGAGCCAGUAUGAUGGUAGACGUCAAGUUUGCCAAUGAAUAUGGCACAUUUGGAACUAAAUAAAUUCACAGUUACAAAGGAAUCAGAAAAUAAAUAAGGCUUUAGAAGCAGUGGAAGUUCUCAAACAUCAGCGGGAAAAUAAGCAUUCAUCCCCAUUUCUAGAUGACACUACUAAGAGCAAAGAGCCAGAACAGAAACUUCCCAAGAUUAUUAACUAUUUGAGAAAGCCUUAUGAGGAAAGAAAAAUCAAUGCUAAUGAGAGACGCCAUAAACUCUUCCUUCAGAAAAUAACUAAGAUUGAAAUGGCUGAAUCGAACAAACAGAUUUCCAAGAAGCUCCAAAGGUUGAUACAGAUGCGUAAAGUGUGAGCAGCAGUGAUGAUGAGACAAUUGUUCUUACAAAAGUAUAUCUUACAUACUGUGUACAAGUAUACUGCUUGUUGCAAAUAGUACCAUGAUAUUGUCAUUGUCUUAUUGUAACUCCCAUAAUAAAAAUA